AUGACGCUCCCUGGCUGGACCAAGAGCAUCACAACCCUGUUUCGAGACCAGCAUCGUCCGGUGGGGAAGGGCCUGGCCCAACUAUCUCAUAGACCGAAGGAUCUGGUCGAUUUGAUAAGAGGACAGCUGAAUCAGCCGCGCAAGUCGUGGUCUGAGAGGAAAAAGCAAGCUUGGGAUGGUGUACGCAUGUGGCGGAGAGGCUACGAGUUCACCAAAGAGGACCCGUCUGAGAUGGCUAUGAUUCGUCUUGUCGGCAUACUGGAUGAUCUGCUGUUCGGUAGCUCUCUUGGCUCGUCUAUACGCUUCCAAUGGAAAUGGUUCGGUCUGCCGUCUCACGCGGAUCAGAUCGCUCUUGGUGCCACCACAACGGCCUUUGAUAGCUCGGUCGACGGCUGCAUUGCAGACGUCUGGAUGCAUCCGGAGCCCCAUCCACCUCUCGGCUACUCUGCUGGCGACUUCGAGACUGUGCUAUUCGAGACGCUACUCCACGAAAUGUGUCACGCCUACCUAGGCCUCUAUGCUUGCCGUGACGGCCACGGUCGGGCGUGGAGAGCGUUGGGUGCAAGCAUAGACGAAGCAAUGGGCCGAAUCGUCGGCAUGAAUACCAGAUGUGGAGAUACUAAAGCUCGGCUCUUCAAGGUGGUUGACGCUUGGUGA
Molecule: messenger RNA, 657 nt
Organism: Recurvomyces mirabilis
Lineage: Eukaryota; Fungi; Ascomycota; Dothideomycetes; Mycosphaerellales; Teratosphaeriaceae
Exons: 2
Coding region: 1-657 (218 amino acids)
Source: RefSeq, a predicted model, not a curated record